Racocetra persica is the source of this 273-nucleotide messenger RNA. NCBI's taxonomy places the organism in Eukaryota, Fungi, Glomeromycota, Glomeromycetes, Diversisporales, Gigasporaceae. The record is from the annotation of a GenBank genome assembly.
AUGUUAGAAUAUAUGAAAAACACAAAAUAUUUUGAAAUGAAGGAGAAGGAAGUAGGUGAAAUAGAUAAAAGUAGAAGUGAAGAAGAUGAGAAAGAAAAUGAAGAAAAUAAUGAAAAAGAAAACAAAGAAAAUAAGCAUGAUGAUAGGUAUAAUAAAACAAAUGAAAAGAAUAAAGAUAAGAAGAAUGAAAAAAAUAAUAAAAGAAAAAAUGAAGAUAAGCAUAAUAAAUAUGAUGAAGUGAAUAAAGAGGAGAAUAAAGAAAUAGAUGAAAUA